AUGUCAACAAUUGCUGUUGCAGGACUUGGUGAUGUUGCUAAAUAUGUUGUUGAAGAACUUAAUGCUCUUUCUUUACCAUUAAAAAUUGUUUUAUUAAGUCGAGAAUCACGUCCUUGGUUUGAUCAACAACCAAAUACUAUAUUUCGUAAAACUGAUUAUUCAGUUGAAUCACUUACAAAACAUCUUAUUGAUGUUGAUGUUCUUAUUUGUUUAAUUCAUUCUAAUGAUCAUUUUUAUAAUGAUGUUCAUGAAGCUAUGAUUUCUGCUUGUAAAACAUCACCAAAAUGUAAACGAUUUAUUCCAUCGGAAUGUGGAGGUGACAUUGAGAAAUUUCCACAACAUCCAGAAUUUUAUGUUCCAACGCAUGGAGCAAUUCGAAACUUAUUAGAAGAACAAAAUGAUAUUGAAUAUACAUUAUUUAAUCAAGGAUGGUUUAUGGAUUAUUUUAUUUCUGGUGAUCGAUCAUAUUUGAAACGUAUUUUACCUGUAUGGCCUUUGGAUCUUGAACAACAAACAAUUCGUAUCCCAGGUACUGGUAAUGAAUCAAUAACAUUUACAUCCGCUCGUGAUACAGGAAAAGCUUUAGCUCGUUUGGCUACAACAAAUACAAAAUGGGAUAGAUAUAUUUAUAUUGCUGGUGAAACAACAACUUGGAAUAAUGUCGUGAAACUUAUAGAAAAAAUCUAUCCUGAUAAGAAAUUAAAAAUUACAUAUAAAUCUCUUGAAGAAUUAGAACAAGAUCGUGCUCAACAUUUGCAUGAUAAAGAUCCAUCGCAAUUAUGGCUUGCUUUUAUGGAUCUAUGGAAUGCAACUGGCGCAAGUUCAGUACCAAUGAAUAAAGUAGAAGAACAAAGAAAGAAAUAUUUUCCAGAUAUUCAUUUCUCAAAUAUUGAAGAAUUUAUUACCACAGCUGAGAAAGCUAAUCAUAUUAUAUAA
This is a messenger RNA of Adineta steineri, 936 nucleotides long. The record is from the annotation of a GenBank genome assembly. NCBI's taxonomy places the organism in Eukaryota, Metazoa, Rotifera, Eurotatoria, Adinetida, Adinetidae.